CGCUCUCCGAGGCGGCUGGUGCCGGGACCAGUUCGGAAGGGGCUACCGGGAAAGGACGGAGUAGCGGGGCGGAGCGGUUCCUAGGUAAAGCCUGUGCGCUGAUGCAGAGGAUACAUUUUGAGAAGGUUUAGAGUGAGACAAGAAGAGAGUUUGAAGAACUCACUUUUGUUUAAGUGGAAUAGGAGGAACCAAGGAAGACUGAAAAAAAUAUUAUAUUUACUUGACUUCGGCUCUGAAUGCUUUGGUGAGAGCAUUUUCAUGGAAUGGUGGAACAGAGGCCAAAUUGCAUAACAUGCAACGGGUGUUGUCAUUGACCUUUUGAAAAACAAGAGCUACUAUGUUCUUUCUCCCCAGAAAAAAAAAUUUGCAUAUAUGUGUUUGCAAUGGCUGCUGCUGUGAACUUGGAACUUGAUCCCAUUUUUUUGAAAGCACUAGGCUUCUUACAUUCAAAGAGUAAGGAUUCUGCUGAAAAGCUAAAAGCAUUGCUUGAUGAAUCUUUGGCUCGGGGCACUGAUUCAAGUUACCGUCCAUCUCAAAAGGAUGUGGAGCCACCCAAAAUUGCAAGCACAAAAACUAUUUCUGUUAAGCCAGAACCCAAAGCAUCAACGAGUCUUCCUUCUGGCAAUAAUAAUGGGAAGGUUCCCUCAACUGAAAAGGUGAAGAAGGAAGCUGAAAAGAGACCUGCUGAUAAAAUGAAAUCAGACACUGUUGAAGGAGUUGAUAUUCCAAAGAAACCCAGAUUGGAUAAACCAGAGACACGGUCCUCUCCCAUUACUGUGCAAACCAGCAGGGAUUUAGCUAUGGCUGACCUUUCCAGUUUUGAGACCAGUGCUGAUGAUUUUGCUAUGCAGAUGGGAUUGGCUUGUAUUGUUUGCAGGCAAAUGACAGUGGCAUCGGGUAAUCAAUUAGUAGAAUGUCAAGAAUGCCAUAAUCUCUACCACCAAGAUUGCCAUAAGCCCCAAGUGACAGACAAGGAGGUGAAUGACCCUCGCCUUGUGUGGUACUGUGCCCGAUGUACCAAACAAAUGAAAAAAAUGGCUCAAAAAACUCAGAAACCACCACAGAAACCUGCCCCCACAGUUGUUUCUGUGGCUCCCGCUGUCAAAGAUCCGUUGGUUAAGAAACCAGAAACUAAACUCAAACAAGAGCCAACUUUUCUAGCAUUUAAGAGAACAGAAGUCAAGACAUCCGGGGUUAUUUCAGGAAAUUCUUCUAGUACCAGUGUUUCCUCUUCAGUAACUAGUGGCCUAACUGGAUGGGCAGCUUUUGCAGCCAAAACGACUUCUACUGGUCCUUCAACAGCAAAAUUGAGUUCUACAACCCAAAACAAUAGUGGGAAACCUGCUACUUCAGCAGCUAACCAGAAGCCUGUGGGUUUGACGGGUCUGGCAACAUCAUCCAAAGGUGGAAUAGGUUCCAAAUUAGGUUCUAAUAAUAACACGUCACCCACUGUACCAUUGAAACCACCUCCAUCUCUAACUUUGGGCAAAACUGGCCUCAGUCGCUCAGUUAGUUGUGACAAUGUUAGCAAAGUAGGUCUUCCUAGUCCAAGUAGUUUAGUUCCAGGAAGCAGCAGCCAAGUAAGUGGAAAUGGAAACAGUGGGACAGCAGGGCCGAGCGGAAGUGCCCCCAGCAAAACCACAUCAGAACCAAGCAGCACUCCCUCAGCAUCCCUUAAAGGUCCAACUUCACAAGAAUCACAGCUCAAUGCCAUGAAGCGAUUACAGAUGGUCAAGAAGAAAGCUGCCCAAAAGAAACUCAAGAAGUGAUGUGGCCAAGUAGGUUUUAAUAUCACAGUACCCUAAAGAUUAAAAUCUUA
Molecule: messenger RNA, 1819 nt
Organism: Molossus molossus (Pallas's mastiff bat)
Lineage: Eukaryota; Metazoa; Chordata; Mammalia; Chiroptera; Molossidae
Gene: INTS12
Product: integrator complex subunit 12
Exons: 9
Coding region: 384-1769 (461 amino acids)
Biological process (GO): snRNA 3'-end processing
Cellular component (GO): integrator complex
Source: RefSeq, a predicted model, not a curated record